ACCUCCUGGUGGAACUGAUGUGUGUAAUAAAUAGGGAUGUAUGAUGCUCAAGUUUAGGAGCUAUAGGAAAGUGGGGGGAUAAAGAUGUGUUUUAUGUACAAGGUCACACAGUCUGCUGCUUUCUUCAAGAGGUAGUGAUAAGCUGUGACACUUCUUUAAUAACGUUUGAGUCUAGAGUUCAGGGAAAAGGAGAUGUGUUGCCUUGAGAAGGCAAGCUCUUGGAAUUUGAUGAGACGGGUGAGAAGACUUGCAGAGCUCUUGGUAAAAUGGGGGAGGAAAAGCUAGAAUGUUAAUGGUUGUCUUGGAAGGCAAAAUGAGCAAUUCCUUCAGUCAGAUAAUGCAGUUUGAAUGAUGUGCUUUUGGUCAAGGUCACCUUGUGUGUGGGGGGAUACUGUUCUUGCAAUGAAGAAGCAGUGGACCUUUUUUGCAGGGUUCUUUCUACUUAAGUAUGAGGCAGAUAAACGUGCAAAGGAAGCUUAGGCUACCUGUUCUGUUAGAAUACAUCAAAUAGUAUACAAGGCAUCUGCUCACCUCAUGAAGAUAACUGUUCAAAAGGACUUCAGUUUUGCUGUCAUGGAGGAGUUGGUAGAGGAUGACAUCUGUAUUUUGAACCACGAAAAAGCAGACAACGCUCAUAAGAGAGAUGGGGAGAUUCCUGUUUCAUCUUACAGUGGAGAUGAGUCUGUUGCCUCACACUUUGCACUUGUCACUGCAUAUGAAGAUAUCAAGAAACGUCUAAAGGAGACAGAGAAGGAGAACUCACUCUUAAAAAAAAGAGUGAGAAUUCUAGAAGAGAAGCUGCUUGGCUCCCGACUGGAAGAGGAAUGCAGUUCAGUUGGACGUGAACAAGUAAAUAAGGCAUACCAAGCCUACAGAGAGGCCUGCAUUGACCGAGAUAAUCUGAAAAGCAAACUGGAUAAGAUGAUGAAAGAAAGUGCGGAAUCCUUGAAAACCUUGAAUGAACAGUUGCAGUCUAAAGAAGUAGAGCUGUUACAACUAAGAACUGAAGUGGAGACUCAACAAGUGAUGAAAAAUCUGAAUCGUACUCAGUCCAGCUGGGAAUUAGAGAAGCUGAGCAGUGACCUGGAAGUCCAAGGUCUGAAGCAGGAUCUAGAAAAGCUCAAGCAAGAGUACAACCUUCUCCAAAAGGAGUUGCAAAACUACAAGCAGAAGGACCAGGCUCAAGAUGAAAAUCCAUUAAAUGGAGGCCUUCUUCAAAGUGUGCAACAAGCAUAUUGGGACCUGAAGAGAGAAAUGUCAAAUUUACGUCUAGUGACUGACACGCAAGCUGAGGUUCUACGCAAGCUGAAAACGAACCCAACAACGACCAAGAAAGCUGCCCCUGCUGCACCAGUACAAUAUGUUGACUCGAACAUUUCGAAGCUGAAUUUGACAUCUGGGGUAGCCUAUAAAAAACUCUCACAAAGUGAUAAAGCACUCUGCAACGCUGUGUCUCCCCCUCUGCCGAGAGAUGUAAAAAUCCCAUCUGAAAGGGUGACUCUACAAGCAUGGACAGAUGAGAGACCCGUUCCAGUUGACGGCAAAACGUUUCAGGAGCACCAUUCUUACGGAAAGAGCUCUCUGGAAGAUAAUUCCUGGGUAUUCCCAAGUCCUCCAAAGCCUAAUGAGAAUGUCUUUUGGGAAAUGAAAAAUAAAACCACCUUGUUAAACUGUCCAGCAGAUUACCUGGAUCAGUGUAAUCAAAACUGUUUGCCCAAGAGCUAAACAAUUUUUAGAAUGAACUGAGGCUUUUUUAGAAUGGUUCUGAAUAGGCACCUUAAUGCUUGAACUCUUAAAGAGGGAAAACAAAUUACCUGAAAUGUCCUUUCUUUAGUUUUGAAACAGAAAGCCUAGUCUUCCUCUGCUGUAAAUCAGGAGCAAGUUCCUUGAAGUUAAAGCUGUGCUGAUAUAAUGUAAAUAUAAAGAAAUCUAGUAAGGGGCCUAGAUAGUUGUGUACUGCAAAUGGCGUACGUUUGCAAAAGAUUACACUGAAAAGUGAGUUCUUGGAAUAAAACAAAGUAAUCCAGUUCUGUAUUUGUUUGCUAUUUGUAUGUUAUCAAGAAAAUACUUGGUAUCCUGUGUUAAAACUUGUACCAGCUCGGAGUUUAUGGUUUUACAGGGUGGUUUUUUCCAGAGUAGGACGUACAGCAAAGAAUUGGAUUAUCUCUCCCUUCCUCCUUUCAGUGAACUUUCUGAUUCCUCUGUUUCAGAAAUGCAUUUUUUUACAUAAUUUUUAACCAGGAAAGGUGAGAGUUUUUUGGGGGGUGCGUCAAAAUCUUGAUUUAUGUUAGAUAUAGUGGCAGAGAGAAAAACCACUCUUAGGCUGUCCUGUUUAGAUGGCACCACUUUGGGCCUUAAUGUGAGUUACGAGUAAUCAUGAGUAAUGCUGCUGAAUGCUGUGAAUCCUGGAUGUUCAGCUUGUUUCCUUCAGUUCACGCUGUAGGAAACAGACUUAAUUCCGUGCACGGCAGUGCCCGCCAGAGUCAUCCUGGUCACAGCACAGUUCUCCUCCUUGUGCCUCCUUUACACAGCACCAGAACCUUGACUUUGUAUUCGUGUGGUGGUGAAGGCUACUGACUUUUCUUUUAUUAAAGAAACAAAGCCUUAAUUUAAUCGGACUAGGUGUUGUAGCAUUGUUGACACACAUCAGAAGUAUUUUUGUGGUAUCUUUAGUAUGCCACUACGAACUAGAGUUAAUUUGAAUUGCAGCUGUCUGCUUUAUAGAUUAUGGGUGUCUGAGUACUAUCUUUUUAUUCUCUUAGGCCAAGAACUGUCUUUAGACAAACACAAUUUAUGCCUUUUUUUUUUUUUAAACUGCUCUGCUUCAUAUCUGGCUUAGUGCAACAGGGUUAAGUGAAAUGCCUUUGACUGCUCCAUACGUUGAAGAAAAAUGCUUUGUGUGUUAGAUCCGCGAUACCUAACUUGUAACGGGUGGGAAGAUACUAAAUAUGUUAUUUAUAGAUGGGUGGGUGGGUGAAGUAUUCAACUUCACAGGUCCAGCUUAAGAUCAGUGUAAUAAAAAUUAAUCUCUCAGUUUUUUAUUAGCAAAUUAUCUUAAAAUUGCUCUUAAAAUACGUGAGGAAGCUAUGACUGUAGCGCAGUCGUAGUAAUGAUGGGCUGUAAAAGUGUUACCAAGGUGCUACAUGACCUGUGUGGUUCCAGACACUUUCCUCCCUGCGGAGUGAGUCCUUCAUGUGAUGCCCAUGUUCUCUCUUUCAGUUUGUCUAUCAAAGUUGAAAAAAUGCCUUCCCGAUACCUUCUUCUGUAUUAGUGAACAGCAUACAUAAAUAAUGUUUCCCAUUCACCAGAUAUUGUUUUUAUCUUUCUAUUAUCUUGCUCACGUAUCCUGGCUUGUCUGUGUGAUUAAUGGAAAUGGUGUCAGAUGCUGGAAUUUAUUCUGACCAAUGAACACAGCUGACUCAGGGGAGUACAAUCUCUUGGAAAGUAAUAGAACAAAACCCAAUAUGCAUAAAACAAAUCCAAGUCACUAGGCUUUCGCUGAUAGAACCAACUACCUGUGUAAUAACAAAGCAGCAGAAAACAUUUCUCAUGUGGCUGCAGAAGCUGUAUGGUAUCUAGUUCUAAUGUAGCUUACUUUUGGGGGUUCCCCACGUCAACGUGACGGAGUUUUUUGGGUUUUUUUUAUUAAAAGUAAUGUAUUAUCCAAUGGACAUCAAUAUGAUUAAUACUUUGAUUUGUGCAAUGAAGGAAUUCUACUGUGUAAGAUUUCUAAUAAAUUUAUUUUUGCUUGAAA
This is a messenger RNA of Phalacrocorax carbo (great cormorant), 3754 nucleotides long. The record is from RefSeq and is a predicted model, not a curated record. Lineage: Eukaryota; Metazoa; Chordata; Aves; Suliformes; Phalacrocoracidae.